AUGAGAUUCGCAUCGCUCCUUGUUACUGCAUCGUUCGUGUAUGGCUCGGUCGCUAUGCCAGUAUUGACCGAAGUCGCUGUGGAAAGCAACUCCUUCGGCUCUACAGGCGCGGCUGUCAAUGCUGCUGACAAUAUCGUCCCACACACGAUUGUUGAAUCAUCCCAGAUGUCCUCCGCCAAAAUGGUGGCGUAUUCACCUCCGUCAUCAUCUGUACUGUAUGCAAAGUCCGGCAGUGAGGUCAUGGACCAAUCUACUCUCACUUCUGACUUCCCGAGUGUAUCAGCUCAAGCAUCUCAGAUUGUGGUAUAUCCCACGGCGCUUGCCAUCAGCUCUACACCUAUCCCCUCCAAUGCGGUGGUGCUGCCUUCCUGGACGAACGGUGCUAUGAGAAGAGUUCAAGGGCAUUCUCGUGGCAUCUUGGCCUUGGCGUUCAUAUGCGCUAUUCUUCAAGUUCUGUGA
This is a messenger RNA of Pisolithus orientalis, 459 nucleotides long. RefSeq lists its product as uncharacterized. Lineage: Eukaryota; Fungi; Basidiomycota; Agaricomycetes; Boletales; Pisolithaceae. The transcript has 3 exons. The coding region runs from base 1 to 459 and encodes 152 amino acids. The record is from RefSeq and is a predicted model, not a curated record.